AUGGUGACGGACGCCGGGUACGGCGCGGGCCCCGCGGCGGUGGCGGGCCCGUCCACGCCGCACGUCAGGCGCAAGCCAAAGGACUCGACGGACUCGAAGCGGGAGCGCAAGGCGGCCAAGACGCUCGCCAUCAUCACGGGCGCCUUCGUCGUGUGCUGGCUGCCCUUCUUCGUGAUGGCCAUCAUGAUGGCGCUGUGCGGCACGUCGUGCCACCUCAACGACCUGGUGGUGGCCGUCAUCCUGUGGCUGGGCUACUUCAACUCCACCCUCAACCCCAUCAUCUACACCAUCUUCAGCCCGGAGUUCCGGCACGCCUUCAAGCGCAUCCUGUGCGGCCGACGCAGCGCGCGCCGCCGCAACCGCCACUUCGGCGUGCGCUACCUGCAGUGA
Molecule: messenger RNA, 390 nt
Organism: Gryllus bimaculatus (two-spotted cricket)
Lineage: Eukaryota; Metazoa; Arthropoda; Insecta; Orthoptera; Gryllidae
Source: the annotation of a GenBank genome assembly